UCAAUACGAACGGUAUCUGGCCUUUGUUUCGCGCUGAGACGAUAAAUACAACGACUCCGUGCAGCGCACACGGCGCCGAGUUAAUAAAACACUCUCUGCAUUGUAGUGCAGGCGGCGGCUCAGCAGGCGGCGCGUUUCAAAGAUAAGGAACGACUGUCAACGCAUGUGCUGAUCCAGGGUCAGAUCUGUUGGCUAUCCAUUGUGUAGUGGUGAGUUAAAGCUGAAAAAAAGCUGAUCUGGGAGCAGCGCGGGGGGGAAUGCGUUCGAUUUGAUUUCAGGGAUAGCCUGUUAGGGCGGUGUUUAUCACACGUAAAUGAUAAUUGAUGAACACGAGGAGACCGCGCCGCCCACCCGAGAGACCCUGGUUUCAAAAGCCAACCUGAAAAUUUGUUAAAUUACAAUCAGAGCUGAGGAAUUUAGGUAAAAACGAAAGCGAGCCCCCGCCACAGUUUACCGCUCCGGAGCCCGGCCGACUUUAGCCGAAGUUCAUGAUAGCGCAGCAGAAACGUAGCGAUAAUUCACUCAGCGGGACACCCUGGAAGAGACGGAGAAACCUCAGGACGAUGCCGGCCAACACGGACCUGAUGUGAAAAUCGUUACGGCAAGAUGUGAGAUGAACCGGGAGAAAACAGUGACCGAGGCCAACGACAUCAUGUUGGUCCGGAGCUCGCCCGUCCGAGGCCGAGCCAGAGUGACUCAUGCGGUGGUGGUGAUCUUCCUGGAGUUCUUCGCCUGGGGGCUGCUGACCACGCCCAUGCUGACCGUUCUCCAUGAGACGUUUCCUCAGCACACCUUCCUGAUGAACGGCCUGGUUCAGGGAGUGAAGGGUUUCCUGUCGUUCCUGUCAGCUCCUCUGAUUGGGGCUCUGUCAGACAUCUGGGGCAGGAAGUCCUUCCUCCUCAUGACAGUCUUCUUCACCUGUGCCCCCAUCCCCUUCAUGAGGAUCAGCCCCUGGUGGUACUUUGCUCUGAUCUCAGUCUCAGGGAUCUUCGCUGUGACCUUCUCGGUGAUCUUCGCCUACGUCGCCGAUAUUACGGAGGAACACGAGAGGAGCACCGCCUACGGCCUGGUCUCAGCGACCUUCGCAGCCAGUUUGGUGACGAGCCCGGCCAUCGGGGCCUACCUGUCGGCCAAGUAUGGAGACAGCCUGGUGGUCCUGGUUGCCACGGUGAUCGCCGUGGCCGACAUCGCCUUUGUGUUUUUCGUCGUUCCCGAGUCGCUGCCGGACAAGAUGAGGCUGACGUCCUGGGGCUUCCCCAUCUCCUGGGAGCAGGCGGACCCCUUCGCUUCUCUGCGUCGUGUGGGCAAAGACACCACGGUGCUGCUGAUCUGCGUCACAGUGUUCCUGUCCUACCUGCCUGAGGCCGGACAGUACUCCAGCUUCUUCCUCUACCUGAGACAGGUGAUCGAGUUUUCUCACGCAUCCAUCGCUGCCUUCAUCGCCAUGGUGGGAAUCCUCUCCAUCGUCGCUCAGACUCUGCUCCUCAGUGUGUUAAUGAGGACCAUUGGUAAUAAGAACACGGUUCUUCUGGGUCUGGGCUUUCAGCUCCUCCAGCUGGCCUGGUACGGCUUCGGCUCUGAGCCUUGGAUGAUGUGGGCGGCAGGAACAGUAGCAGCCAUGUCCUCCAUCACCUUCCCAGCAGUCUCUGCUCUGGUGUCACACAGUGCAUCGCCUGAGCAGCAAGGUGUGGCUCAGGGGAUGAUCACAGGCAUCAGAGGGCUGUGUAACGGUUUGGGUCCAGCUCUCUACGGCUUCAUCUUCUUCCUCUUCAAUGUGGAGCUGAACGACAUGGAGCCGGUGGCAGGAAGAUCCACACACAACACAGAGAAGUCCGUCAUCCCCGGUCCUCCCUUCCUGUUCGGAGCGUGCGCCGUCUUAUUCGCUCUUCUCGUCGCCGUCUUCAUCCCUGAGCAUCACCAACUGGCCGACAUCAAGACCUGCUCUGGCCGCAAGUCCAGCGGCGCUGCAGCUGCACACGCUCAGAAUGUCGGCCCUCUGGCCACGCCCACCAGCGACACGGAGGACAUCGAGCCGCUCCUACAGGACAGCAGCAUGUGACUGACAGCUGGCCCGGCCAGUCGCAGUGCUAAAGCCUGAGCUGUUCUCUGCAAGUCCCGCCCCUUUCAAAAAAAAAACAAAAAACAACAGUGUCAGGUUUUAUUUUUGUUAUUGUUAUUUUUUAUUUCCUCAGAUCCAGAUCACAGAGUCCGGUAACGUUAGGCGGCAGCCACACUGACGAGCUGCGUGACACGUGACAGUUAUUCCCUCUGAUUCAUUCUGGUGUGAGAUCUGUCAGAACCAGCUGUGCUGUGUGUUUUCUCUGGUUCUGCUCGCUGCUGCGGCGCUGGGCUUCUCUGCUCGUCACCCAGAGCAGCUGUACGACUGAACACAGGCGGCUGAAUCAGCUGAACCACACUUUAAACCAACUCUCCAACUCUCACCUGAACCACAGAGGACUCAGUGUCCCAACACGUCAGUCCUGUCUCUCUCAGAGCCGUCAGUGUGGCUGCCGCCUGAACGCUGCACGCUCAGUUUGCCUCCUCUCUGUGUUUAUCUGCUGCACCAUCCACCCGUCAGGUCCGCAGAGUUCAGCAGAUCGAACGCUCCUCACUGUACAGGACCACGGGUGGAGGUGUGUUGAAUUCACGGCACAGCCGAGGCCGAUGUCCCAGAACUGCAGACUGUUGUUUUCAAACUGAAACUUUUCAUCAGGACGGAGAAAGGUGGAGAGGACGGUGAGGUCAGAGCUGCUGUGGAUUAUGGGACGUCUGACUGACGGGAGAGGAAGUGGCCACCGGCAGGGGGCAGUGUGGGCCACAGAUCUGUGAUCUCCACCGGCCUCCCCAAACACGCUGUUUACACGCUGGAUCUAUUGGCAGCAAAGAAGAAGACUCGUGGAUAACUGUAACUAUGACGACAGCCACACUGAGCAUGUGCAGGCUCCGACUGGCUGCGACACCACUGGGUGUUUCCGUGUCCAGUUAUGAUGACGUGUUUUUAGCUGCACCUGUACGGAGCCUGGGAGACGCAGGAAACACGGUUUGCUUGUUCGUGCCUCCUGGUUUAAUCUUUCAUUUUCCUAACUCCGGCUCUUGAUUUCAGAAUUCAGGCUCUUGUUUCUCAGUCUCAUGAUUUUAAAAUCCCUCCUGCUGAUUUAGUCGUUCAGGCUCCUGAAGUCGACGCUGGAUUUAACACUGUAUUAUGUGUUUUGCCUUCCUGCCCUUACAGGGGCAGUAAGCCCUGUUGGUUUGGUGUGUGGUGCACGUCAGGCCGACGUUUCUCCAGAAGCAGGUGACAUUUGCAGCAUUUUCAGUGUUUGACACUGAAUGAAUCUGAAAGAAAACUCAUCUUUGUGUAAACAGGCAGUUCCUGAAGUAAAUCCUCCUCCUUCUCCUUCUCCUCCUCCUCCUCCUCCUCCUCCUCCUCCUCCUCCUCCUCCUCCUCAUCAUCAUCAGAUCCACACACAGUACAAGGCUAACGAGACGAAGCCUCAGUUACUGAAUCGUUCACGCCAAACUUUUUUUCCUCUGACGCCUCCCAGACUCCGUUCACUCCCUUUUCUUCAGCAUCAGAUGGAUCCACGUCUCCUCGUCUCUUCUUCAUGUGUUUAAAUACUUGAAGUGUGUUUAUCCUUAUUCUAUCCAUUGUUUUCAGGCAGUUUGAUCUGAAAGUGCUCCUCCCACCCGCCUGCUGCUCCAGGUCAGGCAAAUCAAGCGCUCCAAGUUCCUGAUGUAGUUUGAACGUGUGUUCCAGUCCAGGCCCAUGGGUCUGAUCUUCAUCUGUGCGCUCUCUUCUCCGCGUCUUUAGUUUGAGUUCAACUUUCAGAAUCAGCAGGUUUUAAGAACCAAAUUGUGCCAUUUUUUUUUCUUUCUCUUUUUGUGACCGUUUCCUUCGUUGGCCAGUUUUUUUUUUAAGAGGUCAAACCACAUUCCAGCAAAAGAAAUCCACUGAAGCACAGGGAUGAACAGUACAGGAGAUCUGCAGCUGCUGAACCCAGUUCACAGUCUGAGGCUCCUCGGCUCGGGCCCGCGGCUCCUCGGCUCGGGUCGCGGCUCCUCGGCUCGGGUCGCGGCUCCUCGGCUCGGGCCGCGGAUCCUCGGCUCGGCCCCGGCUCCUCGGCUCGGGUCGUGGGUCCGUUUCUGUUUGUGUGGAUUAAUUUAACAGGUUUUAGUUCAGGUGUGAACCUGUGGAUGUUACAUCAGAUCUGUUACUGAUUUUCUGUCUGUUACUUUAAUACAGAGCUGGAAUACAUGCUGCAUUCAAGUCCUGUCUGAUGUGUGGGACAUACAGGCGUCUGACUGGGGGACGCUGGCUGCUGUCUGACACCUGGUGGUGGGUGCAGGUGGUGUCAUGUGACGUCAGCUCAUGAUUUCACGCUGUAUUCAGUCGACAUCCUGGUGUUUCUCCACCAGCUUCUCGUGAGCAAAGCGUUGAUGUUGUCACAGCUACAGACACACCUGAGCGUCCUGAACAUGAGGUAGAUGAUGGUGUGUAGCUUCAUGAAGCACAAUCGCGUUACGGCCACAGUGGGUUCGUCCUUGUCCUCCAGGCUUCAUCGUCUGGGACAUUUCUGUCUCAUUCUGGGUUUUUAAUCUCAUGCUUGUCUCCUCCUCCAACUCCACAGAGGCUUUAAUCCGUCUCUGAAGAUGUCAAACCCACAGGAUAUUUUUCUACAGCCCGUCUCACUGAAUGUCCCACUGUCCGCCACGUUGUUCUUAACUUUUGCCCUGAUGUCCUGGUUCUGGUCUGUCUCUGGUCUGUCUCUGGUCUUUGUGUUGCUGCAGGAGGAGAGCAGUUUUUGUAUUCUAAAUGAUGGUUUAUCAGAAAGCUCCGGAUCAAAUCAGCAUUUUGAUUUAGAUGGAAUUGAACUUUUUUUCUUUGAAACAUUUCACACGACGCAGAGUGUUGAGUGUCAGAGACUGAACUGAUGUGCAUCAGACCGACUGAUGGAGAACAGACGUGUUACUGAAGCUGUCGGAUCAUAAACCUGAACGUGUUAUUUUAGCUGAUGAUAUUUACUACAAGAGAAAAGUAACUGAUGCAGUCAGACCUUUCAAACUCCUGCCCCCCCCACCCCCGUCCCACCCUCCACCACUCUGUCCCCCCUGGUCCCCACUGUCCCCCCAUCCCCCUGUCCCUGAUGCAGAACGUGCUGAUUGCUGCACUUUAAUUUCUCUGAACGUGUGCCUCUAAUCAUUCUCCAUGUUCAUAUCUGUUUUUAUAUUUAAACAGACGCUGAAUGACGUCCACGUGUUGUGCAUUUGCUUUCUUUUAUCUUAUUAAGAGCAUAAUUUUGAAUAAUAUCUAUAAUAUUAAUAGUAAUAAUAAAGACAUGUAUGGACUUUGA
Toxotes jaculatrix (banded archerfish) is the source of this 5348-nucleotide messenger RNA. It is a transcript of the gene slc71a2b, whose product is annotated as major facilitator superfamily domain containing 14Bb. Gene Ontology annotation, biological process: transmembrane transport. The transcript has 12 exons. Gene Ontology annotation, molecular function: transmembrane transporter activity. The record is from RefSeq and is a predicted model, not a curated record. Gene Ontology annotation, cellular component: membrane. The coding region runs from base 614 to 2059 and encodes 481 amino acids. Lineage: Eukaryota; Metazoa; Chordata; Actinopteri; Toxotidae.